UACCUAUUAUCAGUGACGAACGGAUCAUCGCUUUCGCGAAGUGACAGUGACCCGUCAGCGGGAAUAGUUACUCGCUGCGUGCGCCACAUAUAACUCGAUAAUGGAGGACCAACAGCUCCUAAUCAAUACCUAUUUGACCACCUUCGCACCUGAAAUGGUCGCAAUCGGCCUGAACGCAUUUCUGUACCUCGUGAUCAGGCGGUCCGAGAAACUUCAGAAAUCGUCUCUGAUCAGAAAAGAUGUGGCGAUCAGCCUCGUCAUCGGUGGAAUCGCGACGAUAUUUUUCCAAAUUAUCGCCAAUUUCGGGAGAGGCUAUAUGGAUCUCCACUUCACCCUGUGCGCGGGAAUGGCUUAUGCUUGCCAAGUUUGCCUCGGAGUCAUGCGUUGCGCUAUCCUGGUGGCUGCUUACCAUCGCUACGCGAGUAUCGGCGGUGCAAGAUGUGGUUUCAGUGAUUUGACCUGGAGGGAUCUGACCCUGUUCGUUUGGACUUUCCCCCUCGUCCUCGAGAGUCCUACACUUCUGAGUUUCGGUAUCGAAUCCGGCAUCUGCGGGUUUCUUCACGCUCAUCUAGCUAUGGCCUACAUCACAUGUAUUGCGACGUUGGCAGUUGCUCCUUUACUGAUCUACGGUGUGCUGCUACAACUGACGUUGUCGGCGCUGCCUGACAACGUCGCGCUCUCUGAGGAUCAGCUCAUCCUGAAACGUUCGACGAAAAUAGCGAGAGGAGUUCUCGUAGGAGGUUUCGUCCUCUUCCUGCCCAUACAGGUCAUUCUUGGAGGCGACAUGGCUGACGAUCAGAAGGAAGAGAGCGUUCGAACGAAAAACAUCAAACAGACGGAAAUUCUCGUCGACCUGAGAGAAGCCAUCCUCCAAGUAAGUCAUCCCUGGACGUUCACCGGCUACUGA
Galendromus occidentalis (western predatory mite) is the source of this 907-nucleotide messenger RNA. RefSeq lists its product as uncharacterized. The record is from RefSeq and is a predicted model, not a curated record. The transcript is spliced from 4 exons. Lineage: Eukaryota; Metazoa; Arthropoda; Arachnida; Mesostigmata; Phytoseiidae. The coding region runs from base 101 to 907 and encodes 268 amino acids.